Molecule: messenger RNA, 2720 nt
Organism: Thlaspi arvense
Lineage: Eukaryota; Viridiplantae; Streptophyta; Magnoliopsida; Brassicales; Brassicaceae
Source: the annotation of a GenBank genome assembly
AGAAAAAUAGCUGAGAUUAUCGACUAUUUUUAGAAGUGUAUCUGCAAAGCGCGUUCCUUGUAAAAAGUCAACGUAACAUCGACGUUUCUGAUUAUUUUCUAGUUUUUUCUGGAAACUGAAAAUCCCUUGUCAAGGAUUUCUUCUUCCUCCAAGAAGAAAUUUGGAAUCAAGCCGUCGAGAUAAAAGAAAUGGAUACGUUUAACGAAACCUUCUGGACCGAUUUAUCAACGCAUGGAUAUAGCAUUACUGAAGACGGGACCAAGAUCUGCGAACAAGAACCCGCUAUUGUCAGCUCUUUUGGCGUGUGGGACAAGCUGCUAUUUGGGCGUCUCGGGAUUUCGAUAUGGGACUACAAUCUUCCCCUUCUCGAGAUCGUAAUCGUCCUUGUACUCUGCUUAUGGCAGUUUUUCUAUGUCUUGUUUAAGAAGAUACGUCUUCCGGUUCCAAAGAUCACCUCCAUGAUGAUUGCCGGGGCAGCCUUGAGCCAGACGAGUCUUUUGCCGAAUGAUUGGUUGGUCCAACGCAUUUUUUUCCCGGAUGAUCUUAGGCCAAAACUCCCUGAGACGCUCGGUGGGUUUGCCUUUGUAUUGUAUUGGUUCCUCGAAGGUGUUAAAAUGGAUGUUGGGAUGGUUAAGAGGUCCGGUUCGAAAGCGGUUACAACCGGAGUCGUCACCGUUCUUUUCCCCAUCUUCACGGCUAACAUCGUGUUCGGGUCGCUGAGAGAAACCGGGGGCAAACACUUGACAGGAGUUGAGUACAGAACAAUCAUUUUCAUGCAGAGCAUCUCGGCCUUCACGGGUAUCUCAAGGCUUGUUAGGGAUCUAAAGAUCGACCACUCAGAGUUCGGUAGAAUCGCGCUUUCGGCGGCUAUGGUGGCCGAUGCAACCGGCUUUGGUGUUAAUAUAUUUGCCCUAGUGGCCUGGUCGGACUGGAGGGUUUCGGUGGUGCAAGGCGUAGGACUAGUCGUAUAUGUCAUUGUGGUGGUUUGGAUAGUGAGACCGGUGAUGUUUUGGGUGAUCAGACGGACACCGGAAGAGAGACCGGUGAAGGAGUGCGUUAUCUACUGCAUCAUCAUUUUUUCUUUCUUUUCUUACGAAUAUUUGAAGAUGCUUCACCUGUUUCCGGCGGUUGGACCUUUCUUCUUGGGUUUGUGUAUCCCUCACGGCCCCCCUUUAGGGUCUGCGUUGGUGGAAAAGUUUGAAAGCUUUAACACUGGAAUCCUUUUGCCACUUUUCUUGUUCUUCCCGAUGAUGCAAAUCGAUGGACCUUGGUUACUUAAUGAGAUCCGUCAGCUACGGCAUUACGAUGGUCAGUUGUACGAAGCCUUGACCAUCAUCGUCGUCGUCUCCACCGCCAAGAUUUUCUUUACAACUAUUCCUCCAUUGCUAGCCAAAAUGCCUCUAACCGACUCUUUCGUUAUGUCACUUAUUCUCAGCAACAAAGGAUUCGUUGAGAUGUGUUAUUUUAUGUAUGCCGUUGAAAGGAAAACUCUUCAUGUGAAGUCCUUCACAACAAUGGCUGUGAUGAUUCUACUGAGCUCUACGAUAUUACCAGUGGCGAUACAUUACCUAUAUGAUGCGUCCAAACGGUUCAUUUGUUUCCAGAAGAGGAAUCUAAUGAGCUUGAAGCUUGGAUCAGAGCUUAAGUUCCUAGUGUGCAUUCACAAAGCAGACCACAUCGCAGGGAUGAUCAACCUUCUAGGACAAUCUUUCCCUCUACAAGAUUUCGCGCUCGGUUGCUACGUGCUUCAUCUCGUGGAGCUUGUUGGUUUAGACAAUCCGCUUUUCAUCUCCCACCAAAUGCAAAAGGCUGAACCGGGAAGCCGGUCUUAUUCAACCAACGUUCUCAUUGCUUUUGAUAGCUUCAAACAUUACUGGAAAUCUAUAACGCUGGAAUUGUUCACAUCCAUAUCAAACCGAAAGUACAUGCACCAAGAGAUUUACUCGCUCGCUCUCGACAAACAAGUUUCUUUUAUCAUGCUUCCUUUCCACAGAAUAUGGUCACUCGACCAGACAACGGUGGUCUCAGACGAUAUAAUACGUAGACAAGUUAACAUCAAUGUCUUGAGACAAGCACCUUGCUCCGUGGGGAUCUUUAUCCAACGCCAAAACAUGGUAUCUACGCAAAAGAGCAAUCCCACUUUUAAGGUAUGCGCUAUAUUUGUGGGCGGGAAAGACGACAGAGAAGCCUUGGCACUGGGGAAACAAAUGAUGAGGAACCAGAAAGUGAGUCUGACGCUGUUGAAGCUAGUCCCAGGGUCAAUGGCCGGUAUGAGCACAGGGUGGGAUCAGAUGCUGGACACGGCAGAGAUUAAGGAAACAAUGAGGAACAACGACACAAAUUUGGGAGGACAACAUGAUCUUGUUGAAUAUGUGGAGGAGACAGUUAACGAUGGCUCCGACACAUCAAAAAUCCUUCUCUCAGUCGCUAAGGCUUUUGAUUUAUUCGUGGUGGGGAGGACCACCGGAAUGGGGACUGAUGUGACGAGAGCACUUAGCGAUUGGGCGGAGUUUGAUGAGUUAGGUGUGAUCGGAGAUUUGUUGGCGUCGCCGGAUUUUCCCAAUAAAGGAUCGGUGUUGGUGGUGCAACAACAACAGAAUGUAGCUUGUAGAUAAUAUUAUAACAUUGAUUUUUCAUUCUUUAUUCACUUAUAAGAAGAUACCCAAAAUAGAAAUACACUUCUCUCACAUGACACAUAAUUGUAGCCCCAAAAAACUAAG